CUCCUCGCCAGCGCUCACUGGUGCUGAUGUUGAGGAGCAGAACGCAAGGGGGAGGGGUACUGGAGUGAUGGGGAGGGGGCUUCUAUAGCCGCACUGCCCCGUUUCAAGUUGAGCCUCUAUUGCUGCAUCGCGUUACCAACACACAAACACACUUACACAUCAACACACCAAUGGACACACACACACAAACACACACAAAAACACACACAAACAAAACUAUCUCGCUUUCAUCCGUUUUGGUUUCUUUUUGUUCGGUUGGUCAUCCUUCAGUUGAUCUUCGCGACUUGUGUGUGGUCUUAAGAAGGGAAAGUCCCCCUGAAGCUUUCACUUCACACACAGCAGGGGAAGGAGCGUGUGGUGAUAAUGCUACAAGACGGCGCCGGAGGCAGCAGGAGACAAGAGCUCGCUGAGUGAUCGCUUCCUCCAGCUGUGGAUGGAGAGAAGAGGACCCUCCAGCCCAACAACACGGAUCAGGAGUGGAGGAACUCCACCUUUUCGGGGGUAACAAGGGGAGCAUAAUUGACAAUUUCAAGUGGACAUAAUCAAGUCGAAUUUUCCCUUGCAUUCAUCUCGUUCAGGAUCAUUCCCAGGUAGGGCUACUUUCAGAUCGUGUUCGGUGUAGUUCGCCACGGAGGUUCAGGUUUAUUGGAACGCGGCCCGGGGUUAUGGAAUAAUAAUAAGGCGUAAGUACUCAGCAUAUAUCUACUAUUAAGCAUCACCAACUCUAGGAUACUUCCCCCGUUUUUUCGAACCAUAAGAUGGCCGUGAACACGGACACCGCCUUCCAGACGUCUAACUUAGGGGAGACCCGAGCGGCGCCGCCCCCCGACUUCCAGGAGACGGAGAAACUUCUAGCGGUGACCACGGAGCCUGGCGGGACCGGGAUGAAGACCUCCUCGUCCUUCAGCGUCAACGUGGACGGCGGUGGCGAGAAGCACCUGGAGGCGGAGCAGAACGGCCACGGCGCGUCCCUGCGGUCGGGCUCCGCGGGACACCUGGCGGUGGCUGCGCCCCAUUCCCCGUCCCAGGUCAGCCGGAGCCGCGCCUCGUCCGUCGGGAACGCGGCCGUGCUGCAGGAGAACCCCAAGCCCAAAGACUACCUCAUCCUGGUUAUCAUCUCCUGCCUGUGUCCCGUGUGGCCCGUCAGCAUCGUGGCCCUGGUCUACUCCAUCAUGUCCAGAAACAGUCUCCAGUCGGGGGAUGUGGACGGGGCUAAGCGUCUGGGCAAGCUGGCCCGCCUGCUCAGCAUCGUCUCCAUCAUCCUCGGGAUCGUGGUCAUCGCUGUCUACGUCUCUGUCACGGCUUUGAAAUAAUAAAGGUUGCAUAACGGAUGCAACCACAACAACAACAACAACAAGGACAACAGCAGCAGCAGCAACAACGAUAUCCAGCCGUUGUGAGCUUGUGAUGAACAUCAAGACCAUCCCCUAAAUGCAGAAUACUGUCAAAUGAAAAAAAAAAAAACGUAAAAAAAAAACAUGUUUGGUUGGCAAAUCAAUGAAGUUAACAAGGAAACCCCAGAAAUGCAUGCACUAGAAUCCAGUAAACAUUUGCUUGAUAUAGAAACAAAUAUUGAUAUUAAAUUGGCUCUGGAAAGGAAAGAGGACAUUGUAAACGUUUUGGAAUAGUCCCAUAUUUCUUCAUAUGAACUAAAAGGUCUCAGAAAAUGAAAAGGAAAAGAAGGCACAAAACUGAAGACAAAGGAGAAGCGGAGAAAAAUUAGAGCAAUUAAAAAAUGAACUCUGGGUUCAACGAGAAUCUUGAGAGCUACAUUCUAAACCCCCCAGCCACCCACCAUAUUCCCUGUUCAUUCAGCGCAUAUCCAAGCACAGCUACAGAAACAACUGAAAUAGGCAUAAUUGGAGUUAUGGAGAUGUACAUUUUCUAAAGUGUCUUUAUGCUGAGUUGCGCUAUAUCAGGAGGAGCCGCUCUGGAAUGACUAGGAUCUAUUUUUUGUUUUUUGUUAUUAGGGUAUGUUAAAAAAAAAAAGGAUUAUUUUUUUUGACCAACUGCAAGUCCGAUUGUACAUAAAAGAUAUUUGGAUUUUGUUAUUUAUGCUUUUCUGGGUUUUAUUCUCAAUUAACAGUUUGAAGUGGCUGUGUUGGAAGAUAGUAUCAUUCAUUUUUGUAGAGAAUCUGAGAGUUCUUGAAGUGCGAUGGAAAUCUAGAAGGGUGUACCUACUUGCAACCCUCAGCUACACACCAAUCCACCCAUCCCUCCCCCCCCCUCAGACCCCUCAGCCUUGCCUUGCUCUGGGAGGGGCUUGACUAUAAUGACUUGCAUGCCCCCGCCCCCCCCAAUCCUUACCUAAUCAUCCAUAUGUUACAACUCUUUCCCCUGUAGCCUCUCUCAUACAACAGGCUGCAGCGCUCACAAAACCCUGACAUCUGUCUGCUACGUGAACGGAUUAUGCUAACUGCAACGUCUUCCUGUCUAAACUCCCACCAGAGGCCACACCUUUGCACAUGGACUAUUAUCAAAGUGCAUCACUGAAUGUGUUUCCUGGAAGAACGUUGCAAUUCCCUGUUUGUGUAACACCACCCUCCCCCCCUCAGACAACAGCCCCCUUUUUAUGGGUAUGAGAUGUACUUAUACUGGAAAGAAUAUAUAUGCAAUAUGUAGGCAUGCCAUGGGCCAAACAAUACACUGUUAUUCAUUUGUACUACCACUCAUCCACCACAUUUAAAGACUGUUUGGUUUAAAGACCACCCUUUUGUGAUUCUUAGUAUAGUAUGCAGCAUAAAGGAGUUUUAUACAUUAUACAUUAUUAUGUUUUGUAUAAUUCACUCCACUUCUUGAUGGGUUUUAUUAAAUGCAUCUACUCACACAUUUUUUUCAAACCAUGUCAGUUAAAAUCCGAAUAUGGAUGAAUACUAUAAAAAAAUAUAUAUCAAUACUUACUGCACCAAGAAAACUUCUUGAUAAUGACACAUAUUUUGAUUUGAAUAAUUGUUUGGCUUAGCAGUUAAUAAAAUAAGGACCAUCUAUAUAACAUUAAAUUACUACAACCCGUAAAAUAUGUUAAAGGUAUUGGACAAAAUCUGCCUGUUUUGACAUCUCAAGUGGGUGUGUCCACUUAGAUGUGUGCUGGAUAGAUCUACCAGCCUACACAGUGGACUGCAGCAAACUUUGCUACUCUAUCCGUCAUACAUCUAGGUGGACACGCCCACUUGUGAUGUCAGAAGAGGCAGAUUUUCGAAAACGGCUAAUCACACAAUAACUCACACCUAGUGGUGUAAUAUGUCACCUUUAAUAAUUUGUUUUUCCUUGUGCAACAUGUCAGUUUGUUUAUGAAUGCUUGGUGGCCUUGGUCAAAGCAUGCAACCCGUGCACAGCCCAUCUCAAUCUGUUACCAAACAGACGAGAGUAGAAGCCGAAACUUACUGUCUACUACCGCACCUGACAAAAAACAGUACAAUUUAACAGAAAUACCGAUUGACAAUUUCAUAUUGAACUAGGACCAAAUAUUUUGGCAUAUUUUGUCAUCCGAAAACAACGCAAUAGGAUUUUAAGUGUCCCACCAAUGAAAAAUCUGUGAUUCUUAAUAAGACACACUUCUGUCAAUAAAGCGUUCAAACCCUAAA
Molecule: messenger RNA, 3584 nt
Organism: Gadus macrocephalus (Pacific cod)
Lineage: Eukaryota; Metazoa; Chordata; Actinopteri; Gadiformes; Gadidae
Gene: trarg1a
Product: trafficking regulator of GLUT4 (SLC2A4) 1a
Exons: 3
Coding region: 759-1313 (184 amino acids)
Cellular component (GO): membrane
Source: RefSeq, a predicted model, not a curated record